CAAACAACUAUAUUCUCAAAAAUAAUACAUGUUCUAAAUUUAGGGGCAGCUGACGCAUCGCGUCUUAGGACCCAAAAUCUGUGUGGCACAUUUCAAAUUUUCAAAACAAACGAGUCGCGCCUGUCAACAGUCAUUAGCUGAUGGAAUGAACACGGAACUGCUUCGUUUACCACUUAUGUAAUUUUUAUACAUGUAGCGUUUAAAAAAACAUCGAGUUGAUAUGUGUUUCAAUUUUACCACAAUAUUGCACGCGCCUUUGAAAGAAGCUCAUGUGUCUGCACCGUUAGACAAUCGUUAUUUAACAACAGAGUCGUUUAUCGGACAAUAGUCGGAUCAGAUCAAUAUUUGUAAAGGCCGAAGAGAUGGAAGCACAGGCGGUAUCAUCUGAAUGUUCAAACAGUGCAGCGAAAGCUCCCUCCAUCGAGGAGUUUGUGCUGGUCAAACCCAUCAGUCGAGGAGCCUUUGGGAAGGUCUACCUCGCCAGAAAGAAAUGCAACUCCAAACUCUACGCAAUCAAGGUGGUGAAGAAAGCAGACAUGGUGGAUAAAAACAUGACCGAUCAGAUGAGAGCUGAGAGAGAUGCUCUGGCUCUCAGUAAAAGUCCUUUCAUUGUGCACCUGUUUUAUUCCCUUCAAACAGCAACCAAGGUCUAUCUGGUGAUGGAGUAUCUGAUCGGAGGAGACGUGAAAUCUUUACUUCACAUCUACGGAUACUUUGACGAAGACAUGUCUUUAAAAUUCACGUCAGAGGUCGCACUUGCUCUGGAUUACCUUCAUAGACACGGCAUCAUUCAUAGGGACCUGAAACCAGACAAUAUGCUCAUCUCUAAUGAGGGCCACCUUAAACUCACAGACUUUGGGCUUUCUAAAGUCAAACUUGACAGGGAGCUGAACCUGACGGAUAUUUUAACCACACCAUCCUUGAUGAAACCUAAGAAAGAUUAUUUCAGAACACCGGGUCAAGUUUUGUCAUUAAUAAGCUCACUUGGUCUCAAUACUCCAGUAACCGAGGGAAAACGUAACAGCAGCACGGGGUUUGGCAGCCCCAUGUCCUGUGGGAAAGUCAAAAAGAGGAACAGUUUUCUAUGUUCACCACAACUGAAGAAAAGAGUCGAGUACAUGAAUUCUCCAGUAUGCUCCGCCCAAGCUAUAGGUUCCAACAAUGUGUUCAGUCCUGGCAUGUUGGGUAAGAGUUUGACACCAAGGCUGAUGAAAUCAAGGAGGAGAUUUGGGACACUAAGUGUCGGAAGCGCAUCGUAUCUGUUACCAUCCACUACAGAUUCUGAGGACUGUGUCAGCCCCAUGUGGGAGGAUGAACAGAAAUUACACGACGGUGAGAAUCUUCCUCAUUUAAGUGAAAAAGAAGCUGGGAAUGGGAAGGUAAGGGAUAUUCCCCUAACACCCGUGGAAAGGAAGAUGCUUGCGACACGAGCUCGAGAUCACAGCAGUGUUUUAACUUCACUUGAUAACCUAAUGGAUCAUGGAAGAAAUAUUAAAGCAGAUAUUUCUGCAAAGAGACUCCAGUUCAAUGCAACCAACCACUGUGCCACACCUUUGGGUGAGUCGGUUCCCCGUCAGUCAGCUGGGGACGGUCUCGUCAACCCAGAGUCACAAAUGGAGCCUAAAUCCUCAUUGAAGAGAGGCUUUGAAGAAGUAGAAAAAAGCCCAGAGCAAGCUGAAAGCCAUUCCAAGAAGAACGAUGCUGUCUACAAGAGGUGUUUCCAGAUUCCUGAGAGCACUUCGAUAGCCCACACGGGCCUGACGGGAAUUUUCUCCAAUGUUGGACUGGAUGACAAUAAAAGCGGUCCAAUAUGUCAACAGUUGAGCGAGAGAAUGGGUCCAAAGCAGUCCAGCCCCGUUGCCAAAACUCUCUUUUGCGACCUGGAAGAUCAAGACGAUGAUCAGAAAGCAGAAGCCUCGCUGACCUCACCGCGAAAUAUCAGGAGUUUGGACUCGGAUGACUCGGCUCAUGAAAUGUCAUUGGCCGGUAACACGCCUCAAAAAGCCACAGACGGCAAAAAAAAAGCUUUGUCGUCCUCUUUCGUGGAACUGGAUGAGAACCAGAUUUCUGCAGUCACACCGGUGGCCCGACCGGCGAUGGCCACGCCAAAACACAGCAGCGCUAAACAGCUGAGAGGUGAAUUUGAUGGUUGUCUUAUUGACCACGGGUUAUCCAGCAGUAUGCUCAAAUCUCCAGGAUUCCUCAAACCCAAGAACGUAGUUGCGUUCAGAAGCUACUGCAGCUCUAUAAACCGCUCAUCUAAUUCACAUCUCAGCCUGGUGUCAUUGGAUGGGAUGGAGACGUCCACUUCAGCUUCAUUUUACAGCGCUGCGUCUGCUGUGACUCCAGUCCAGAAGAAAAGACCCAGUCUGAAUAGCUCACUUUACCAGACUCCACAGCAGAUGGUGAUGUCUCAUACUCCUUAUAGGACACCAAAGAGUGUCCGUCGAGGUCCAGAACGUGUGGAAGGGGCUCCUAUCCUGGGAACUCCUGAUUAUUUGGCACCGGAACUUUUGUUGGGCAAACCUCAUGUUCCAGGGUCUAUUGGAUGCGAUUUCAUGGUGGAUUGGUGGGCUUUAGGGGUCUGUCUGUUUGAGUUCCUCACUGGAGUUCCUCCCUUCAAUGAUGAGACUCCUCAGCUGGUCUUCCAGAACAUUCUUAACAGAGACAUACCCUGGCCGGAUGGCGAUGAGGAGUUAACCCAGAACGCAAGAAAUGCAAUCGAGAGUCUUCUCACCAUGGAUUCAACCAAACGUGUCCGCUUGAAAGAACUGAAGGAUCAUGCGUUCUUUGAGGGUGUGGAUUGGGAAAAUCUUCACACUCAGGAAAUGCCGUUCAUCCCUCAGCCCACUGAUGAGACGGACACUUCAUAUUUUGAGGCGAGAAACACAGCUCAACACCUCACUGUAUCAGGCUUCAGUCUGUAAAAACACACAAACUGUAACACUGGUGGACUAUUUCAUCAUCAUGAUUAUGUGCAAUUGUGUCGCGCGUGCCAUCGUUUGCCUUAAUUCCAUGUUUUACUAUAAUGUCUCUGUGUCUAUGUUAUAAAAUAUGCUGGGUUAGUGUCAGAAAGCAUUCUGGAAUGCAGCGAGAUGGGCAUUUUACCCGUAUGCACAUACACGUAACCAUGACUUAUGGUUUGUAAAAAAUAUAUAUGUAUUAUGUAAAACUAAUGUUUGGACUUCAUAAUAUGUGAACAUGGAUUGAAAUCAUAGUUUUUAACUACUGUUUUCUUGAAAACUGUGUUUGUUAAACUGAUAUUUUAACAUGCUAAAUGUUUUAAAGUGUCUGCAGUGAUUGUGGUUGUGGUUCUGGACAUAUUCAUUAUCAUUGAACCAUACAUGACAUCUUUUAAUAACUUCAAGCUAAAUAAAAUAAAUACAGUUGUCA
Messenger RNA from Triplophysa dalaica, 3393 nucleotides. It is a transcript of the gene mastl, whose product is annotated as microtubule associated serine/threonine kinase-like. Gene Ontology annotation, biological process: peptidyl-serine phosphorylation; intracellular signal transduction. NCBI's taxonomy places the organism in Eukaryota, Metazoa, Chordata, Actinopteri, Cypriniformes, Nemacheilidae. Gene Ontology annotation, molecular function: protein serine/threonine kinase activity; ATP binding. Bases 363 to 2927 code for a protein of 854 amino acids. The record is from RefSeq and is a predicted model, not a curated record. The transcript is spliced from 13 exons. Gene Ontology annotation, cellular component: nucleus.